Molecule: messenger RNA, 3414 nt
Organism: Cladocopium goreaui
Lineage: Eukaryota; Dinophyceae; Suessiales; Symbiodiniaceae
Source: the annotation of a GenBank genome assembly
AUGGCUUCCGCAAUCACCCUUGACCAUGGCAAGAUCUUCUCGUAUGAAGCGACGAUCCCUGAAAUCUUUGGACAAGACGCCAAGCCAGGCCGGGAGCUGCUGGAAACCAUCAUCAGCACGUACAAAGCAACUCGACUACUGUCCGUUUCAAAUGUUUCGAACAUUCCGUUCUUCACAGCAUCUGGGCAGCGCAACAUCCACCGCCAUGCGCUGAAUGACAGGAAGCAGGCACAGGUCUUGCAGGAGUACAAAGACUCAGUGAGGCAACGUGGGGUAGUCCGAGAGGUGCGGGGAAAGGCAUGGAUGCAGGCCCCGAACAUUGACAAGGGCGAGAUUGCUUACAAAGCCUUGACAUUUGGAACUCUGACAGAUGCUCUGUAUGAGGUUUUGCAGGAGCCUGGGAUCGAAUCCAAUGCGAAUGUUCAGGGGACCAAAAAGGCAGGCUUGGACGUGACGGUAUUUGACUGCCGGACCGACUAUCACAAUCAGUUCCACAGAGGGAGCAAAACCAGUUUCCUGGAGUUGAUACUGAAGGUUCCGCAGGUGGAAAAAGAAUGGGCACUUUUCAAGAUGUCUACCAACAUGCGCUCACGAGCUUCUGGCUACGAAACCGCUUACUUUGGCAUGAUCAGCAAGUCUUUUCCUGAAUGUUGGAGCUCAUGGAGGAGCUUUGAAGCCACGAGGGGGGUGUACAACAUGGCGUGCAAAUUUGGUAUCCUAGAGGACUUGAAGGACGAACUGGGGAAAUCAUGCGAUUUUCUCAAUCCGGAGAUUCAGAAUGAGUCCGUGUUGAACGUCAUGAAGGAUGUUCUCACCCUCAUUCAGAACAACUUCAGCAGUGGCUUCAGCUGGUUGGAGCUGAAAGCAAUUGUCAUGGAGAUGCUGCUGCGUUGUGUAGGAAGCUUAAUCUCUUAUGGGUCCUCUUCAGCGCAGACUUCAACCUUCCACAUUGUGCCGAUGAUCAUGUCGUCUUCAGAAGCUUCAACUUCAGGCGUGGCUUCCACGCCGCCAUGGAUCUUUAAAAGAGGACAGGGUUCAGGAGCAGAUCUUUCCAUUUUGCUGACACCGAUGCAGGGGAGUAAGAUCAAUGAGCAAUCCAAACAGUCCAAAGGCAAGAAAGCCAAAGCGAAAGCAAAGCAAGCAGGCAAGAGAUCAAAACCGGUAGGUGCGGAUGGGGAACAUGCAUCCGUUGACAUCAAAGUUGACAUCUUGCCUGAGCCUGAACAGCAGCUGGACAACGUUGCAGUGGAAGUGGCUGGUGUGACAGCCUCUCGCCAGAAGUUUUUCUUGGACUGCUUGCUUGGGGGGAUCCGUUCUGCUCUCAAAAGUGCUGUUGCUUCGAUUGGUUUGCCUGUAGGGUCCAAACCUGUCGAGCCUCCAGCUUCUCUUGGACGAGUCGGGCACGAUGAGAUUUUCUACCAUGACUCAGACUACCCCAUCUUGCGGAGGUGCGUGGGCUUGGGCAUUGACUUCGCCUUUGACAAGAAGCUGAUGUUGAGCGGGAAAGGCAUCUAUAGAUGGUCGGUUUGCAGGCCACAGAUCCAACAAGCUGUGAGAGCAACACCAAGAAUGGCGGGCGGCAGCGAUGGAGACACCAACGUGCUGAUCCUGUUGAGUGAAAGUUCAAGAAGUUCAGAUUCAUCAGCGAGUGCAGUGUCGAACUUUGAUGCGGUAGCUGUUCCCAUUUUUUCGAAAUGGUUGAGUGCUGAAGCUUUGAACAUGGGCAGUCAAGCUUCCCCACUGGAUGUUGAACCUUUGAGCGGGGUUGUGUGCAAGCACGCAGGCUAUGCUCGCAUGACCAAUGCUGAUCAUUGCCUGGUCCAUUCCCAUAGCGUGGAUGUGUUGGACCUCGUCUUCGAGGUGUCCAACAUUUGUGCCAAGGAACUCCCAGAUGGCGUUGUGGCAUUUGGAAGGCAUUUGUCAAAGAUGGUGGCUGCGCAGAAGGGUGGCUUUCCGGAUUUGCCCGAUGACAUCAAGGACGUUGUCAAACUUGAUCAUGUUGUGUUUUUGACGUCCAUCCGUGCCAACUACAUGAGUCGACUCAUCAUCUACGCGCUGGGCAGAAGAAAGAUCGACAUGAACCUGGGCAAGCAGCCCUCUGAGUACAUGAAGACAUUGGCACUUGCAGAUGCAUCAACCAGAAUCAGAACUCUUUUGCCAAAGUUUGGCAAAUCCAUCCUGAAGAUUGACAGCCUGUGCGACCUAGGGGAUCCAUGCUUGGUCUCUUCCAUUUGGGGACCAAUGAUCAAUGACUUGCUGACAGAUGGGACAUUUGAUGAAAAACCUAUCAUUGACAACUUGACCCCAGCGGCUGCAGAGGCACAGGAGGGCAGCGGCAAGGCAGAGGGAGGCACUGCGGGAGAAGGGUCAUUGAAUGGAGCUGAUUCGAAGCAGCCUGAAGGACAUGGCCAUCAUUUGGUGGAUUUGCGAAGACUCAUAACAUUUGGUUGUGUGGGCCAAGACGGUGGCAAUGAGCCUGCAGGUGGUGUCAAAUCAUCGUACGAACUGGCCAGUGUGCGAAUGGCGAUCCAGGCCAACAUUCUCACCUAUGCGCGUCUCCAGACUCCUGGCUGGGCUGAGGGAAGCUUUGUUGCUUUGCUGCUGUGCGACACACCAUGGACGAAGAUCGUUUUCAACGUGACGCAAACUACCAGUGGUUCCAAAGUGGUGUCAGCGACCGAGUUGCUUUACGAGAUCCCAGCUGACCGAGCGAAGAUAUACACUGAUUGGAUUGGUGAGGGAGGUUCAAUACGAGUACCCCAGAAGCUGGCUCUCAAAGAGGAGGACAUGGCAAUGUGUUUGUUCUUUUGGGGGGAUGUUUGCAUCUUAGCAGCAAGCAAGCUCGGCACCGGGAUGCCUCCCAAUGGCAAACCUCCGAAGACCAUUUACUGGCUGGGGCUUCAUGCGUGGAGCUGCAGGGCAGAGGCAGAGGCUGAUUGCGCUGCGUGGGAUGACCUUUGUGCGGGUGGCUCAGAGAUUCCGUUCUUCAUCAACGGCUCCCAUUGCAAAGAUCUUCAGGCAGAAACACCGUGUCCAGCAUGGAUGGUGCCUAUGGUCGAGUCUUGGGAUGUGGAGCCAACCCUCGUUUUGCGGUAUGACAACUCGGUUGAAACUCAAGUUCGCCACUUUGCAAGUUCUGAUUCCAACGACAUGGUCACCAACAAGAUCAAACAUGAGAUGGGGUAUCUCAGGUUUAACCAGAAAGAUUCCGUGAUGGUCAAUGUGAAGAAAAUCCAGGGCAGGGUAUUCAUUGUGUUGGAUCGAGAACGAUUGUGCCUUGCAUGUUUGUUGGCAAUUUUUCUGGUCGACAGCCAAAGGUAUCUGUUUUUAAUUCCCUAUGGGACCAUCCACGAUGACAUCUGUGACUCUGAAAAGGUAUUCCAAUUCUCUUUGUACUGGCUUUGCUUCAUGUAG